Molecule: messenger RNA, 348 nt
Organism: Mytilinidion resinicola
Lineage: Eukaryota; Fungi; Ascomycota; Dothideomycetes; Mytilinidiales; Mytilinidiaceae
Exons: 1
Coding region: 1-348 (115 amino acids)
Source: RefSeq, a predicted model, not a curated record
AUGGACUUCCGCCAUACUUCUUCCCCGCCAACCGCAACUCCACCAAAUUCAGCGGGAAAUGAUGGAACCUGUACAACGUCGCCAUCUCCUGGCACCUUCCAGGAAUCUUCGACAAGGAAGAGAGGGCGAAUGACUGAGAAUCAGCACCAGUCGGGAAAUGGCGAUGAGGAGUCAGAGAAUGACGAUGACGGCAACGAAAGACGGCGGAAGAAGCAGGCGAAAGAUUACAAUCUCGAGAAGCAGCCAAAACCGCGGCUGAAAUGCCCAUUCUUUCAAAGGGAGCCCGAAAAAUACAGCCGGGCGGCCUGCAGAGGGCAAGGUUUCGCGGACAUGGCUAAAUUGAAGUAA